Messenger RNA from Belonocnema kinseyi, 1379 nucleotides. RefSeq names its product protein-S-isoprenylcysteine O-methyltransferase (gene ste14). Gene Ontology annotation, cellular component: membrane; endoplasmic reticulum. The coding region runs from base 117 to 977 and encodes 286 amino acids. The record is from RefSeq and is a predicted model, not a curated record. Lineage: Eukaryota; Metazoa; Arthropoda; Insecta; Hymenoptera; Cynipidae. The transcript has 3 exons. Gene Ontology annotation, molecular function: protein C-terminal S-isoprenylcysteine carboxyl O-methyltransferase activity. Gene Ontology annotation, biological process: C-terminal protein methylation.
CAUUGCAUGUCGUAAACUGUUUCAACUGUCUUACUGCUUCAAAAAGGAUGGAUUUAAAAAUAGAAAUGUAGAUUAAAAUUAGAAGAAAACUAGAAUAACAGAAAAACAAAUCCAAAAUGUUGUAUAAGGAAGGCAAAAUUGCUUUACUCAGCUUUCUUCUAUCGUUUUCGAUCUCGAUUCUACCCGAAGUACUUUUGAGGUUAGAAUUUGAUUUGCACCGACAGUAUUUCGAAAAUAUUUGGAUAUUACACCUAGUUCAGUACGCCCUCCUAAACUUCCUGACGAUAAUCGCACUUCGUGGAUUCUCUUAUCAAGUUGCUGUGAGAGCAGCAUUUUUAGGAUACGCAUUCGGUGUUGGCAUUCUAAUUUUUACGACAGCGCCUCCGUCAUGGCAAAUGUUUGGAAUUUACGUGACUUUCCUCUCAUUUUUCCAUUGCUCCGAAUUUAUCGUCAUCGCCUGGACAAAUCCAAAAGAAAUUUCGACGGAUAGUUUUAUACUUAAUCAUAGUCUUGCCUAUGGGAUAGCGGCGUGUUCGAGUUGGGUGGAAUUCUUAGUGGAAAGAUAUUAUUUUCCUGAGUUGAAGGAACCUUCUGUAAUUUCGUAUUUUGGAUUUAUCGUGUGUUUUUGCGGAGAGGUUUUGAGGAAACUGGCGAUUCUUACUGCGAGGCAUAAUUUUAAUCAUGUGGUCCAAAAUAAAAAAAUGAAUGACCAUGAACUCGUCACUUAUGGGGUUUAUGGGCUCUUUCGACACCCAAGUUACGUGGGAUGGUUUUAUUGGUCCAUGGGCACUCAGUUAAUUCUUCAGAAUCCGUUCUGCUUCCUCGCUUACACAGCAGCAUCCUGGCGAUUUUUUCAUGACCGAAUUUUUGUUGAGGAAGUAACACUUCUCAGUUUCUUCGGGGAAGAGUACAUCGAAUACCAGAAUAAAGUUGGUACAGGUCUGCCGUUUAUUUCUGGCUACAAAAUAGAUUUAUAGCCGAGAGUCGAUGUUUAAUUUGAGAUAAAAUAAUUUACAGAGCAAUAAUAUUCAAAUACGUUAAUUAAUUUAACGUUUUAUUGCACCCUCUGUUUUCGCGACUGACAAACUUAUAUAGAAUACGGGUUUAUAAACAAUAAGAGAUUUUAAAUUAAUUAAUAUUGUUAAGUAAUCUGUAAAAAUAAUAGUUCACUCAUUAGUUAUUACGAAAAAUUACAUUCUAGUCACUCAAGAAAGUGGUAUUUUUGUUAAAAAUAGUAAAGCUGUCUCUAAUGUAUAAUAUACUGAUACUUAAUAUUAUUAUCAUAGAAAUAAUAUCCUCGCCUAUGAUUUUGUUUGAAUAAUCAGUUUUAUAUUUAUCUAAAAUUAAAAAUAAAACCCAAUUACUGUUUUUUUAGCAAA